Messenger RNA from Nezara viridula (southern green stink bug), 763 nucleotides. NCBI's taxonomy places the organism in Eukaryota, Metazoa, Arthropoda, Insecta, Hemiptera, Pentatomidae. The record is from the annotation of a GenBank genome assembly.
AUGAAGAGGAAAAAUUUUCCAGGGUAUUCCAAAAGGCGAGGUCAGCUGGGUGGGGAGCGAUCGCCAAGGGUAGAAUUUCGAAAGACUUUGGUAUAUAAGCGGCCGGUCGGCAAUCAACACCAUAUCGACACCGAUACACCACAAAUCAACAUCAACAUGUACAAGUUCUUGAUCCUCGCCGCCGCAGUGGCCUGCGCCAACGCCGGCUACCUGGGAGCCCCCCUGGCCACCACCUACGCCGCCCCCGCCUACGCCGCCUACGGACACGCCGCCGUCGCCCCAGCAGCCAUCACCUCCCAGUCCUCCAACAUCCUGAGGAGCUACGGUAACCUCGGCCAGGUGUCCACCUACAGCAAGACCAUCGACACCCCAUACAGCAGCGUCACCAAGUCCGACGUCAGGGUCUCCAACCCCGGAGUCAGGACCCUCGCCCCCGCCGCUUACGCUCCAGCUUACGCUGCCGCCCCAGUCGCCGCUUACCACGCCGCACCAGUCGCCACUUAUGCCGCAGCUCCAGCUUACGCCGCAAGGGCCUACGCCGCACCAGCCCUCGCCGCCCCAGCCGUCGCCGCUCACGGCCUCCUCGGAGUAGCCUACUCCGCCGCCCCCGCUGUCGCCCACGUCUCCUACGACAGCCCCAUCGUCCACUACGCUCUCUAAGUCCUUCGCCCCAUCGUCAAUAAUCUCAUCCGUCUUCCAUUCCUCUUACAGAGGCCGCGUUCAUCUUUAGUAUGAUAAUUAAAUUAUUAUCUUAUUUAUUACA